UUUGCAUAAUCAUUGUUGAUAUUUGCUUUAACUUCGUAGAAGUCGUAUUGUUAAGCUGGGGUCAUCAUGGAGGUACUGAUCGUGGAAGUACGACUAGAAGUAGUAAACUAACAUUUUCUCAUUGUAGUGGAAGCAUUAUGGAAAAAUUCAUAAGGCUGAAGGAACAAUUUAUCGUUGUCCCUCGACGGUUGCUCAAUUUUUCCACCAAAUUCGCAUUCGAUCCACAGAUACAUAUGAAAUGGAAGGUCAUUUUGUCACUGGAACGCCAUCCAACUGGAACCCCAACCAGUUUGGGGGAUUGUCUUCGCCAUCAUUAUCGCUUCCCUCAAUGGUCUUCCGGGGGAAGGUUGAGGACGAAAACAGUUCGGAACAAUACUGGGAAGAUUACAAUUCUUCGUCGCUAAUGAGUUACGGUAAUGUUGGAGAAAUGAAUGAAGUUUGCAUGGGAAGUGAAUCUCAUCAAAUAAGUCCACCUCCAUUCAUCCCACACGAAGACUAUUAUACUGAGGAAAAUACCGAUGAAGGGGUCGACUUAAGCCUUGGCUAUCAACUGUUUCAACAAGAGAUGGGAAAUUUUCUAUGCGACGAGGGCAAUCAAAAGCAGGAACAGAACGUGAACAACAGCUUGGACAACCCAAAUGUGGUCGUGGGGUCAUGCUGUAGUAUGAACGGAGAGAGUGACAUGUCCAAUUUGACAGGGUCGCCGUAUUCAGGCGUUGAGAUACCCUCGCACGCAUAUGAUAACCACUUCUCUAUGGUUGAUCCGGCCCCAAAAUUUCGACCCAUUACAAUCCACUUUCUUGAACUUGGUCUUGGAUUUAGUGGCGGAAGUACAGACAUCAUUUCCCCACAACAACUCCAACAACUUCGUCAAGUUCUUCACGAUUAUAAUCAUUCUGAAAAGCAGUCAGGAAGGGGAACAAUGUCUGGUGGUUCGGUAGUGGACAUAUCUCGACCAAGUUCAACCAUCAUGAUAAAUCUAAAGUCACUGGUACCGAGUGAAAAUAGUUGUAGAGUUAAUGGUCACAGACGGAGGCCUCAAUUAUCAAGGGACAAACCUUACCGCCGGGGUAGAAGUUCACAUUUGAAGAGGAGGAAAAGUAAAAAUAUCGGUCAGAUUAAAGAAAGUAACAUCGACAGGUUUUCGUCAUUCGUGAUGACUUAUGGCAGAACAGAACCACUGCAGACUGACCCUGAGUGAUCCAACCGCACAUAGAUAAAUAUUUAAUUUUUUCAAAUAAAUUUGAAUUCAAGAAACGUAAUAUUUUUUCACAUGUACAUAUAAGCUAUGAAGCUCCAAAAAUUUUGUGGGACUAUUGCUUAUGCAGAUUUAUUUGAUAUCAAAAAAUGAUAAUUAUAUACAGGGAACCUUGUUAUGAUAA
This is a messenger RNA of Folsomia candida, 1382 nucleotides long. RefSeq lists its product as uncharacterized. The transcript is spliced from 3 exons. The coding region runs from base 239 to 1201 and encodes 320 amino acids. The record is from RefSeq and is a predicted model, not a curated record. Lineage: Eukaryota; Metazoa; Arthropoda; Collembola; Entomobryomorpha; Isotomidae.